CUUUCCUGUCUUCACCACCGCGGUCUGCUGCUGUGGAGGAAGCGGAGAGUAACCGCUCAGUUUGUGUUUACACAUAGCCAGGCGUAGUUACUGGAGUCAGCGGAUUCAGAGGAACUGUGUUUAGUUAUUCGCUGCUUUUCCUGUGUAGUGAGUCAGAAACUGAGCGGUGUGGGCUGUUAGAAGUGGGCUAUUCCUCGUAGCUCGGUAAGAAUGAGGAAACCCGAGCAAAUCUGCAGCCCUGACUUUAACUAGCCCUGAAAAAACUGCAGCACACUCUCGCUGUCCUGACGCUCUCAGACUGCUCUCUGGACCUUCAGGGCUUCAUUUGACAGUCUGACCGGCUGAGGAGACUCACAGAUGGCGGAUACUGUAUUACACAGUGAUGGGUCAACGAACCACACAGGGGACCCUAACCCUAAGACUACAGACCCUAACCCAGAGUACAUCGCCUUUGUGUUGGUUCCUGUCUUCUUCCUGCUGGGACUGCUGGGUGUUCUCAUCUGCCAUGUGCUGAAGAGGAAGGGCUACCGCUGCACCACCGACUCAGGGGAGGAGGAUGAGCUGGAGGGAGAGGAGGAGGAGGAGAAACAGCUGGAUGCCGGAGACAUGAAUGACUACAGUGAGGGCAACACUGACACUGUGGGCCAGAUCGUUCACUACAUCAUGAAAAAUGAAGCUAACACAGAUGCCCUGAAGGCCAUGGUGACUGAUACCAGUAUAGACUCUGAUGGGGCGGUGACCCCAACUUCCCCCACCAUGCCCACAACCCCGGUGUCGCCUGGGGCUCCUCCCUCAGCGGCCAAACACACCUGCAACCACCUGCACACCAUCGGAGGGCUCGGGGGACAGAAGAACAUCUGCAACCGCUGCAACCACAAGAAAUGGCCCCUGAUGCGACGCGGCUCCAAUAAGAAGGUGGAGCGGCGCAGCCACAUCGGAGAGGUCACCGUGCUGUCAGUCGGCAGGUUCCGGGUGACAAAGAGUGACCCCAGGCAGCAACCUGUCAGACGUACUCUCCUGAUCACUGAGCCCAACGGGAGUGUGCCCUCAUCUCCUGCGAAGAACGAGGCAUCUCCUGUGAGCAGCAGCACACCUGCAGAGCCGCCAGAGGUGAGCUUCACAGAGGACACACAGAGGGCAGAGAAGGAUGACAAAAAGUGAUGUUACUGGCAGAGUGACAUCCGCUUUACGUACAGACAACUGCGAAUUUUAAACCUGUUUUAAACCCAAUAUCACACUGCCGUCACAGCCGAGAGGGACGGAGUCGUCUACUGCGGAUCGCUCUAGGCAUGAGGAAUGCGAGACGAAGGUAAAAGACGGAGAGAAGCAUAAAGAAAGAAAGACAGAAGUAAGGAAGGAAGAGAAGAGGCCUUUUGGUUUGAGUUGCAGUAUUGGACUCCUGACACUGGGGUGCGUGGAUGUGGAAACGGAUGAGGAAUGCACACACUUAAUUAUACUUUUAUGUCAUCAUCAUCUCAUGUCAACCAUCCCAAAUUGCACAUACAUACACAUACACACACGUCAUUAUUAACCACGGACAGAGUCAUUUUGGGCUUGUUAAUGACCACAGCUGUUUUAAUGGAUAAUUUGUGGUCAAACAAACUGUAAAAAUGGCUGCACGCACAGCGAAAAGGUUAAACCCAGGACGCUGAAACUUUUUUUUUCUUCAGUUUACUGUUACGAACAAAGGAGAACUGCAAAAUAAAUAUAAAAAACUCGGAACUGGACAUGAUCUUAACCAAACACAUGCCAGGGUGCAUCACACACAUACAUCUCAAGUCAAAGCUGUGUAUUGUUUGUUUGAUAUUUUUUGUUCCAUUUUCAUUUUGAUUGUUUUCUGUUUUGUACGACACGUUUUUGUUCCACCAAACUCUUUCUGCCUUAAAACAAACUAUUUUAAAUUAGUCCUAGGUUUUUCGUCUAAAGUAAGUCUAUCUAUUACUCUCUAUGUGGCAACAAAUAAUAAGUAACAAUACUGUAAAAGUCCAGCAAUGUAGUAGGCAACCUGGUAUCACAACACCAAGAUUAGCACUUCGUAUUUUUCUAUACCUAUUUUUAAUCUCCUCUGGAAAGCCAUAUGUAAGCGUGUAUUAUAGGAAAUAAAUAUAUAAAAAUGUAUACUAUUAAAACUUUAUUUUUUUGUCCACAUGGAGAAAAGAGUGGGUGACUUUGCAAAAAUAAAAAAUAAAUAAAUAAAGUGGUGUAGAUAUUUUUUGCGUAUAAUUGUUGACAUCAAUAAGCACAAAGUGGCCUAUGUAUUUGCCUUCAGUAUCACCUUUAAAAAAACAACAAAAAAAAAACGUGACAUCCAUUGACCAUCCAUUGUUGCCUCUACUCUGUUACCCACACACAGCUGUACAACUUGCAUGGCUUAUAAACACAAUCCUGGUAUUAUGUCAGGAUCAAGAUCCCUCACAUGGUAAUAAAUGAAGUAUAUCAUAAGCUAUUUUAAAAAAAAGCACUAAAAAAAUACAAUGACAAAAUGUAUAUGAUAUGUACCAAAUACAAUAUAUGCAUUUAUCUGCCCACGUAUAACAGUAGGCCUGCUGCUGUUCUGUAGUGUUUUAAAAUUGCUAAUAAAAAUAAUAAUAAUACGGGAAAUGACAAAGUGGCCUUGAUGUGCUGCUGGUGCUGGCGAGGAGAAGAAUUUGUGGGAAUUUGAGUCCUUAUUAUUUUGCCAAAAAUAUAAAAUUUGCCAAAACAUUUACUACAGUAUGUGUUGUGUAAUAUAUAGGAAAUUAAGAUGAGCUUUUUUAACGUACUUCAGUUGUUCAAAUGUUGCCCUAAAGACAAAAUGAAAUUUAUUUUUUUUAUGUUUGCCAUGUAAUUUAAACCAGUUCUGUUGUCCUAUUUUUUGACCAUUGUUCUUUAUGUUUGUGGCCUAUUAUUAGUAAUGUGUAAUAAUCUGAUAUAAAACUAUUCUAGGAAACAGAUGAACCAGGACUAAAAAUGCUGGUGUAAAAGCUGGUGUUCCGUACAGAAAGGCUACACGGGUCUAUUUUUAGCAUAAAAACUGUUCUCAGUGAGAACAGUGGGAACUUGUUGGUCAUGCUUCUUUAGUCAUGUUAGCACUUUUUGGGGUAAAGUGUUCACUUAAGAAACUCACAGACUCUCUUAAAUUCAGUCUGUGGUCUCUGGAUCCGAUGGAAACAAGGAAUGUAUUGGAUUUAUGGAACAUUAAUUAAAUGGUUUUACAUUGUUUAAAACAAAUAGGCUGUGUAACGGAACAACAUAUGAACAAAUGUUUUAAUGAUUAUUUUUUUUUUGUACCCGCAAUUUAUACAUUAAAAAGAUUAAAAGCUAA
Messenger RNA from Astyanax mexicanus (Mexican tetra), 3304 nucleotides. RefSeq names its product RELT like 1 (gene rell1). Gene Ontology annotation, biological process: positive regulation of p38MAPK cascade. NCBI's taxonomy places the organism in Eukaryota, Metazoa, Chordata, Actinopteri, Characiformes, Acestrorhamphidae. The transcript has 7 exons. Bases 358 to 1161 code for a protein of 267 amino acids. Gene Ontology annotation, cellular component: plasma membrane. The record is from RefSeq and is a predicted model, not a curated record.